Messenger RNA from Acanthaster planci (crown-of-thorns starfish), 1117 nucleotides. RefSeq lists its product as uncharacterized. NCBI's taxonomy places the organism in Eukaryota, Metazoa, Echinodermata, Asteroidea, Valvatida, Acanthasteridae. The record is from RefSeq and is a predicted model, not a curated record.
AAACUGCGAAUCAUGCAAAAUGGCGGACGCCCCGAAACCGAAAGUUGAUUUUUCGGCGGACGGCGUCCGAAAUUUCAUCAUUAAACAAGGUGGAAAGGUCAGCAAUGUUGCUGUUGUUGGGCAUUUCAUGAGCUUCCUGCGACACCCGGAUAAGGAAGUUAGAGAGGAAAAUCGUAAAAAGUUCAAGGAGUUUAUGAAUGAAGUAGCAGUAGUCAAGAAAGAUGAAAAGGAUGAUAAAAUUGUCGUACUCAAAAGAAAAAAGGAGAAAGAAAAGAUCAAUUAUGGUGACUUCGUGGAACUGCCCAGGCUUGUGGUCUUUCAAGACAAGGAUCCCUUGCAGCCUUCCACGGAUUCCUCCGAGCCGUUACCAGUGCCGCCAGUCCGGCGGUCCAAACAGGCCAAGAGGAGUAGCAGCGAGGAGGAGGUGCAGCCCGCUGCAAUGGUGAUGGGCCCAUCCACUGAAGGCAAGAUUCCGGAGUAUACAGGGCCCAAGGAGCAACAGGAUGUGAUCAGUUCUAAAGAAGGGGAGCGGAUUAUCGACCAGAAGAGACAGAUCCAGAGUGUCAGGAGCUUUGCCGACAUCUUUGACCAAGAGGUCCAGUCCCAGAAAGAGGAAGCCGAGAGGUUAAGGUCACCGGCCAAGAUGGCAAAGAAGAAUGCCGAGCAGGUGGCCAGCACAGAACCCGAGGCUGAGACAAACAGACAAGAGGACAUACUCAAAGAGGAUGAACCAGCUCCCUUAAUUUCGCCUAACUCUCCCAGGAACAGUGCCAGCUGUGAGGAUUUGCUCUUGCCACAGCCUGGACUGCAGUCCAGCGGCACCAUGCAAUCCAUUAGCAGUGAGGCCAGCACCUCGUGUAGUACAGAUACUGUAGUGCAUUGGCAUCAGCUGGACCCUCUUGAGCACCAGUGGAUGAUGGAGUCUGCCAAGGCCAACUUGGCUGCGCUGUCCAACCUCCUUAAACAAGACAUCAAACUCGCUGGGAAGAAGGAUUUCAUCACGGGGUUUGUAAGUACAUGGCACUUUUUCUUAUUCUUGUCUGUUGAAACAAAUGCAACAUGGUUUGUCAGGGAAUCAGGCACUGCUGCGGACGGAGAAACAGUUUGGGGAAAAUAA